AAGUUUCAAUGUUCCUCAUUUUUUUCAUUAAAAAUGUUCUAAAUUACUUUUGUAUUCAAUUUUUAAUGAAUAGUUUUAAAAAUCUAAGAGAAUUGAUUAAAUAUUGAAAAAGCCACUAUUAAUCGAAAACAUGUGGAGAUCCACAGUAGGAAAUAAUGUUGAUAUCAAAAACCCAACAGUUGGAAAUGAUGAUGAUGAUGAAUGGGAAACUGAUCCUGAUUUUGUGAAUGAAGUUUCUGAAACAGAACAAAGAUGGGGAUCAAAAACUAUCGAAGGUUCAGGAAGAGUUGGACACAUAAGUGUAAGUGGACUUCGUAAAGAUGUGCAAAAAGAUGAUGAAAAAGCGAAGCAAGAAGAAGCAAAAACAGGACCAAAAGCAUCAUAUGGGUACGGAGGAAAGUUUGGUGUUCAGAAAGACCGAAUGGAUAAAUCUGCUGUUGAUAACACAUAUCAGGCAAAGCUUGCAGCUCAUACAUCCCAAGUUGAUGCAGCAAAAGGAUUUGGCGGGAAAUUUGGUGUACAGAAAGACAGAGUUGACAAAUCUGCUGUUGACUUCAGUUAUAAAGCCAAACUCGCAGCUCACGAAUCUCAAACAGACGCAGCUAAAGGUUUUGGUGGUAAAUUUGGUGUACAAAAAGACAGGAUGGAUAAGAGUGCUGAAACUUUCGAAUACAAAGAGAAGAUGAACAAGCAUGAGUCUCAAAAAGAUUAUUCUUACGGUUUUGGUGGGAAGUACGGAGUGCAACGUGAUCGACAGGACAAAUCAGCAUUGUCUUGGGAACAUCAAGAGAAAUUGCACAAGCAUGAAUCACAAAAAGAUUAUGCAACUGGUUUUGGUGGCAAAUAUGGAGUUCAGAAAGAUAGACAAGAUAAAGCAGCACAUGGAUGGGAUGAACAAGCACAAUUAUCUAAACAUGAAUCCCAAAAAGAUUAUACAACUGGUUUUGGUGGCAAAUAUGGAGUUCAGAAAGAUAGACAAGACAAAGCAGCACAUGGAUGGGAUGAACAAGCUCAAUUGUCCAAACAUGAAUCGCAGCAAGAUUAUACAAAGGGAUUUGGUGGAAAAUUUGGGGUACAGAAAGACCGUCAAGAUAAGACUGCUUAUGGAUGGGAAGAACAACAAAAAUUAGCGAAACACGAAUCACAGAAAGAUUAUUCAACUGGUUUUGGUGGAAAAUAUGGUGUUCAAACAGAUAGAAAGGAUGAGAAUGCUGGAACAUUUGAAGAUAUGUCUGAUGUUUCUUCUUCUUACAAAUCAACAAAAGUUGCUCCAAGUAGUGGGGGCACUGGAAACAUUCGGAAUAAAUUUGAGAAUAUGGCAGUACAACAAGAGGAAGAUGAACAGAGAAGGAGAGAAGAAGAAAAACAAAGACGAGCAGCCAAAGAUCAAGCUGAUAAAAAAGCUGCCGAAGAAAGGCAACAACGAGAAGCAGCUGCAGCUGAAAAUGAGGAACAUCAAAGGUAUGAAGAUGAACAGAGAAGACAGCAGGAGGAUGAGAGAAGAAGGCAAGAAGAAGAAGAAGAGUACAGGAGACAACAGGAGGAAGAAGCAAGAAAGAGAGAACAAGAGGCAGCAGCUGCAGCUCAACAACAACAAGAUGAUGCUUCGAAUGCUUAUGAAUUAGAACCUGCUGGAUAUGAAGCCGAAACUACAUAUGAGCCAGAACCUGAAUAUGCUUAUGGAGAUCCCCAGACUGAAUAUGUACCAGAGGCACAAGAAGAUCCAUAUGAAGAUACUGGUCCACCUGUGCAACAUGACCAACAACAAGCAUAUUCCACUGAUUAUAAUGAAGAUGAAAAUGCCUAUGAAGCCCUCGGAGCAGAUGAUGCAGCUUCACAACAACAAGCUCCACAACAACAAGGUGGAGAUGAAGGAUUAUGUGCUCGAGCUUUAUAUGAUUAUCAAGCAGCCGGCAGUGAUGAAAUCACAUUUGAUCCGGAUGAGAUUAUUACAAACAUUGAGCAAGUUGAUGAAGGAUGGUGGUCUGGAACUUGCCGUGGAGCUACUGGACUAUUCCCUGCCAAUUAUGUGGAGAUGAUGUAGUUUGCAUGUUUUUAUGAACAUGGGAAAUGGGAAAGAUAAAAGGAGAGGAUGAUUCGUGUAGCUCCCCGAUAUACUUCAUAUUAUAUGCAUAAUGUAUAGGCGUGUAAACUUAAUUAUCUUUUUAUGAAAUUAAAAGGCCAACUUUUCAGUUUUAUGGACUGUUAAUCGUCUAGUUUUUGCAACAUGUGUAUGAGCUUGUUGGUGUGUUGAGAUUUGUCUUUGCAAACAACAUCAAUGAAUGAUUUUGUUUUUUGAGAUUCAUGAUUUAAAAUUGGUGAAGCACAAUUUACAUUUUGCCAAAACUACCAACUCUGUGAUAGCUCAAACAUGCAAAACUGAUAUUUCUCAGACCAAAUACAUGUCAACCUGAAAAGCACUUCCACAUCCCAACUGGGGAUGCUUAAAAUGAAUUGAGUACUCGUGUCCUAUUAUUGAUUGAUUCUGAUGUAUAUGUUUUUAUAUUAAUAAAGUGUUUCCUAUAUCUUGUAUUCGGGAAAGAAACAUUCCACAUGUAUUAGUAAUCGGAACUAUUCUUGUGACUACUGCCUGUUACUUGUUUAAUUGUCGUUUUCAUCAUGUUCUCAUUAAUGCUUCCUGCUGUUCUAUCAUUAUUUCUAUAAAGUAAGGACAAUUAACUUAGCAAAGUAAUUAUCCAAAGGCACUUCAUACUACUAACUUGACCAUUGCAAUUGUGAGAUAAUCCGAUUGUCGUAAAAUCAUAGAAACACUUGAUAUUCAUUUUUGAUCGAAUACAAUCAGGACAAGACGUUAUAUCAGUGUAGUUUCUAUGCACAGCAUUUCACUGGAUGGUUUUUUACUUAUAUAUCGAGUUUGCGCUUGCAACAGGAGUAUUCGUUAUAAUUGUAAUGUAAUAAAAUGGUUUGUUUCUCUGGAUUGAAUAGGAAGCUCACAAGAAUUGUGAACGCUCUAUUUUGGUUUUUAUUAUGUUCUCUUAAUCAUUUUAUUAUUCUCAAUAUAGUUAAGGAAUCCUGAAUCAAAUGAAUUUUUUAAUCGCUUAUGUAAUCAAGUGGAUGUGUGUUAAAAUGUACAAAACUAAUUUGAAAGAAUGAGUAUGCUGUCGGAUGAGAUCUCGCUAACAUUUUUUUUAUUUCUAAUUUCGCUCAACUCUUUGUGAACUACAACAGAGUUUCAAAUAUUGCUUGAUAUCAAUUUUUCUAUAAGCAGAAUAUUUAAUUUGAAUUUUACAAUGUAUUGUUAUUAUUCUACUUAUUAUUGUUUAAGGUUCAGCGUUACCAGCUGCUUAUAUUCAACAUGGAAAAUUAUGUGUAAUAAAUCAAUAUCUCUGAAACGAAAGACA
This is a messenger RNA of Styela clava, 3362 nucleotides long. RefSeq lists its product as uncharacterized. Gene Ontology annotation, biological process: regulation of actin filament polymerization; cell migration. Gene Ontology annotation, cellular component: actin filament; cortical actin cytoskeleton; site of polarized growth. The record is from RefSeq and is a predicted model, not a curated record. Gene Ontology annotation, molecular function: actin filament binding. Lineage: Eukaryota; Metazoa; Chordata; Ascidiacea; Stolidobranchia; Styelidae.